AUGGCGCUUCAAAGUGGUAAUUUCAGUCUAGCUGAUGCUCUGAGUGAAACUAUAGCAACACAAAUAACGCUUACCAGUGGAAGGAGACUCGGUGGUCUAGGUGUUGUCAUAGUUAUAGCCACAACGUUAACAAAAAACGAACUUUAUUCGGCAGGCAGAAUAGCUGCAGAUCUGCGUCGACCUUGUGAUUCGACUUGGACCUACUACAAAGGCCAGUGCUACAGACUGUACAAGGCAGAUGAAGGGGAGUCGUCGAUGAAGUACGGUUACAGCGGAAUUCACUGGUUGAAUGCAAGGAAGAAGUGCGCCGAACUCAACAGUGACCUCGUAUCCAUCAGUGACGCAAUGGAAGAAAACUUUUUGUUACAUCAUGUUAUAAAGAUAGAAGGCGACAUCCAUAUAGGACUAAAGCGAUCAGACAACACGUUAUCAAAACAUUAUCAAGGCAUGUAUAGAUGGACUGAUGGAAAGCCACCCACGUAUUUGAACUGGAAGCAGAUCAGUCCACAGGUAAAGGAGCCAGACGGUGCUGAAGAGCAAUCAUGUGUGACGUUGACAGUCAUUGAUGACCAAACAUGGUGGGAGGACAUUGGGUGUGCGGACCCUCUUGGCAAAGGAUUCAUAUGUGAAGUCAAAGCAAGAAACGUCACAGAACAAUUGGUUCAUCCGGUUGUUCAUCCGCCGACACGUGCACCAUCCAUAGAUCGACUCUUCAACUGCAGCAAUGGUGAAAUCAUUUGGGAAUCUCGGAAAUGUGACAGACACCCAGACUGUUCUGAUGGAAGUGAUGAACAAAACUGUGGUGUUACUAGCACCUGUGGCGACACGCAGUUCCGUUGUAAGUCAAAUGACCAGUGCAUUUCUUGGGACUUUUACUGUGACUUUAUCAUCGACUGUGUGGAUAAAAGUGACGAAACAAUGUGCGUUCCGAGGCCAUGUGAUGAUGGUGAGUGGCGGUGUUCUAAUAACCAAUGCAUUAACAGCUUGAAGGUGUGUGAUCUGAAACGUGACUGUCACGAUGGCUCUGAUGAACUCAACUGUCACCGUUGUAAAGGCUUUCACUGCACGGACGGUGCAUGCAUACCUUACAGCUGGCAAUGUGAUGGAAUUGUGGACUGUUCUGGAACCCACAGAGAAGACGAAGACAGCAGCCUAUGCUCACUGCUAAAAUCAUCUCAUCUAUCCACAAACACGUUAUGUCACUGGAAACCACAGGGCGUGUAUGAUGCAAUGCCUCGGCAUCUCAGCGGAUUAGAGAGAUGUGACACAGUGACGUGUGAUGAAGGUUACUACAAAUGUCCACAGAGUUACUGCAUACCUAUAGAGUUUGUUUGCAAUGGCGUCAUGGACUGUGUUGAUGGUGCAGAUGAACAUGUCUGCGAUGAGUACAUAUGUCCAGGCUACUUUAGAUGCAGACAUAGCUUCACAUGCAUCAAUUUGCUGGAUGUUUGUGAUAACAAACUUGACUGUCCGGAGGGUGAUGAUGAGCUGUCUUGUCAUUUCACAUGUCCACCCAUGUGUAACUGCUCUGGUUCGGUCUUGCAAUGUGCAGGGCAAAGUCUUGGCAAUGAAACAUUUGGAUCAUUAACACGGAAGUUAGACUUGUCUUUUUCCAAUGUUGACCAACUUACAGGCAUCAGUUUCCAGGGACUGCAUAUGCUUGCUGUACUGAACUUGUCAAACAGCCGGAUAAAAAAUAUCCAGUGGACAUUUUGGGAACUAAACAAUUUGAUUUUAUUAGAUCUGAGUUAUAAUAACAUAACCCACCUAAAGCGCAAGACAUUUAGUGGAAUGAUCAAUUUACGACUCCUUGAUUUGUCAGGAAACGGUUAUUUAAGCACAAUUGAAGUUGGUACUUUUGAUGAAUUUGAACAGUUGGCUGAAACUUGGCUGCAGUACACUGGAAUUCGGAAACUUAACAGAUUUGUGUUUUCAACACUCUCGAACCUCAUUACUCUGUAUAUUUCAUACUCUGAGCUACGCUACAUUGGAGAUCACACUUUUGAAAACCUAACAAAGCUGAAAUAUUUAGAUCUUUAUGAAACAAAGAUAACAGACUUUGGACAAAACAUAUUUGAUGGCUUAGAUAAUCUUGAAAUCCUUCGAACUGGAACCUUUCUACUCUGCUGUCCUCGUGUGAGACCACCUUCUAUUGAAGAUGAUAAGUGUUUGGCUCCACAAGACAAAUUCUCGUCAUGUGAUGAUCUCAUGCAAAAUAAUGUCCUUCGUGUAUUUAUUUGGAUUCUUGGAAUAGCCUCAGUUUCUGGAAAUAUUUUAAUAAUUGUUUACAGACUGUGUAUCGACAAAACACCAUUAAAUAAAGCAUGUGGGUAUUUUAUUUUAAAUUUAGGAUUUUCAGAUUUGUUCAUGGGUGUGUAUAUGAUUUUUAUUGGAACAGCAGACAUGCUUUAUCGAGGGAAGUAUCUUUGGUACAGCAAUAUAUGGAAACAGAGCCAAUGGUGCAAAACAGCUGGAUUUCUCUCAACCUUGUCAUCCGAAGCCUCAACUAUGCUAAUCUGCCUGAUAUCUCUUGACCGGUUUUUAGCAAUAAAGUUUCCAUUUGGACAUGUUAGGUUCAGUCAAAGAUCAUAUAUUGGUGCUUGUCUUCUUGCGUGGCUACUGGCCCUGGUGAUGGCAAUGGUACCGCUACUUCCUGCUACAAGUCACUGGAAUCUGUAUGGCCGAAACAGCGUGUGCUUGGCACUUCCUCUUUCAAGAGAUCGGGCCCCAGGAUGGCAGUAUGCAACUAGCAUCUUUAUAGGAUUCAACCUUUUGGCAUUUACCUUCAUUGCUGCUGCACAAAUCGUCAUCUAUGGAGCGAUGAAAAGUGGUUCAAUUGUGAAGGACAAGAAGCGCCUGGCACGAGAACGUUCUGUUGCUCGGAAACUGACUCUGGUGGUCGUAACUGAUUUCAUCUGCUGGUUUCCAGUCGGCAUUAUGGGUAUGAAUCACUUAUUUAUCCUAGUUGUUCCCUGGAAAGUAGCCAUUGCCAUAGUUAUCUCAACAAAAAAACAACAAACCCGUGUUCCCAUAUCAAAAUUGUAUCACUGCAGUAAGUAA
This is a messenger RNA of Gigantopelta aegis, 3060 nucleotides long. Its product is annotated as G-protein coupled receptor GRL101-like. The transcript is spliced from 11 exons. Gene Ontology annotation, cellular component: membrane. NCBI's taxonomy places the organism in Eukaryota, Metazoa, Mollusca, Gastropoda, Neomphalida, Peltospiridae. The record is from RefSeq and is a predicted model, not a curated record. Gene Ontology annotation, molecular function: protein binding; G protein-coupled receptor activity. Gene Ontology annotation, biological process: G protein-coupled receptor signaling pathway. Bases 1 to 3060 code for a protein of 1019 amino acids.